AUGGAUUUUCAACAGAACUUCAAGGCUUUGGAUUCUGAUCUAUUAAUAGCAUCUGUACCCAAAUGUCGCACCAUCUGGUUGAAAGCACUCGCCUUUGCCAUCGUCAACCGCGUUCGUUACCCAUGUACUUCUUCUUCAAAGAGUUAUCACCAUCACCCACUGCUCACAGUUUCGCCUCAUGACCUUGUUCCUUUUGUUGAGUUUAAACAUCUUAAUCCAGAUCAUAGUUUUUUUGAUCCUCAACACAGACUCAUAGCUACUCACGUCCCUUACCCUUCUUUGCCAGAAUCUUGCAAGACCGGCACUACAAAUUGCAAGAUUAUUUACGUGUGUAGAAACCCACGAGACAACUUCAUCUCAAUGUGGCUGUUCAUGAACAAACUGAGGGCCUCGCCAGCAUUAGCAAGUGAUAAAUUCGGACCGUUUUGGGAUCAUGUACUUGGGUAUUGGAAAGAGAGUAGAGAGAAGCCUCAUAAAGUGUUGUUUCUAAGGUAUGAAGAUCUGAAGAAAGAACCGAUAACUCAAUUGAAGAGACUUGCGGACUUUAUGGGUUCCAGUUUCACUUUAGAAGAAGAAAGACAAAGAGUGAUUGAAGAUAUAUCAAGGUUAUGUAGUUUCGAGCACAUGAAGAAUUUGGAUGUGAAUAAGAACGGGAUUUGGAGAAAACGCAUCGAUAACAAAGUCUACUUCAGGAAAGGUGAGAUUGGUCAUUGGAAGAAUUACUUGACACCACAUAUGGUUGAACGACUUGAUUGCCUCAUGGAAGAGAAGUUGCAAGGGUCAGGCUUAGUGUUCUGA
This is a messenger RNA of Papaver somniferum (opium poppy), 798 nucleotides long. RefSeq names its product cytosolic sulfotransferase 15-like. Bases 1 to 798 code for a protein of 265 amino acids. Lineage: Eukaryota; Viridiplantae; Streptophyta; Magnoliopsida; Ranunculales; Papaveraceae. Gene Ontology annotation, cellular component: cytoplasm. The transcript is spliced from 2 exons. Gene Ontology annotation, molecular function: sulfotransferase activity. The record is from RefSeq and is a predicted model, not a curated record. Gene Ontology annotation, biological process: sulfation.